Molecule: messenger RNA, 3121 nt
Organism: Ichthyophthirius multifiliis
Lineage: Eukaryota; Ciliophora; Oligohymenophorea; Hymenostomatida
Product: phage head-tail adaptor family protein, putative
Exons: 7
Source: RefSeq, a predicted model, not a curated record
AUGAAAAAAGCCAAAACUGAAAGACAAGUACUUUUCGACGAUAAUCUAUAUGGCGAAAACGCCGAUAAAAUCGACCUUUCCAAAACUUCUCUAGAAGACCUAUACAAGACUAUUGAAUAGACUAAAAACCCUAAAAUAUAUGACCCUAUUUUUGUUAUAUAAUUAGGUUCUAAAUAUAUUCGAUCGAACUCCUUUUAAUAAUGGCAAGUUACAUAUAAUCCCGCCUAUUCAUAUAUGAAACCCUGGUGGUUGGGUACUUUGACAAUUACACUAUUAACAACAUAGAGUUAUUACAAAGAAUAUAUACUAUCUCCUGGAUAUUGUCCUUAUGUACCUAGUUUAACUAAAGACUCCCUAUAUUAAACACAAGAGUUUAUUAAGGAGAAGUUUAAAAGCUAGAUUACGAAUACUGAGAGGCAUAUAUAUUCUUUCGCCUGGCAAUAAAUGGUAAAAUUGCCUAUAGAUAAUAUAAGCUAAACCACAUAAUAUUAAGAUUUCCGUGAAAUUAAUUUAAAUAGAGACUAUGAUGAUCAAUGGUUGAGUUUUAAUAAAGAUGUGUAAGGAGGUAUUUCUCUAUAAUACUACAAUGUCCAAUAAUACUAGGUUUUGUUCGCGGCUAUUAUAGUGAGCGUUGUUUUGGCAUUAAUUGUUGGUUUAGUGCUAAUUGUGGGCUUAGUAUAUGCUAUAAAUUAGAAUUAUAUAUGGGUUUUAAGACAUAUUUCUCAUUUGGAUAAAUACUCGGUUUUAGACAAGGCUGGCAAAGACGAAUAUUAAAAUAAUAAUAAUUUAACAGAUGAAUAGAGAAUCAUUCUAGAAGAAUAUAAUAAAGAAUUAAAACAAGAGUAAAUCUAAGAAAAUUAAAAUUAGAACAAAUUCGAAUAAUCUUCUAGAGAUGAUUUAGACACAAAAAUUCAUAAUUUAGAUAAAGACUCUAUUUCUGGAAUGGAAUUGAAAGUUUUAGGAUUUAAACUUGUUGUAAGAUAAGAUACAUUAACACAAUUUUACACAUAUAUUAAGUAUAAUGGAGAAUUUUGUUUGAAAAAUCAUUUAGAAAAAAUUUAACCAAAUGAAGCUUCAUUAAAAAAAGAAUAUGGAAUAGAUACUGUAUAUUUACCUUAAUAAUGGAUUGAAAGAGAUCCUUCAUAUAAUUCUGAGAAAAGCCAAAUUUAUAUUAUUGAUAAAUAAAGAGUAGAAAAUAACUUUGAAGUGUUAUUAACUAAAGAUAUUUUCAUAUAAGAUAUAGUAAUGGGCAAAAGCACAUUAGACGAUGCCAAAUAAAACAUAUUUACUCCUACUGGUUGGCAGUUUUUUGAUGUUAUAACUGUAAUUGCACAUGUAUCUGUUAUUAUAUUAUUAGGUUCUCCAUUAUUAGCUUUAGCUAUAUUUUUAAGAGUUUAGCAAUCACCAUAUAGCUUAACACCUACUCCAAGAUUAAUAUUCGGAAUGGAUAUUAUAUACUACCCAUCAUCAAUUCCUUAUAAACUAUCUACUGAUUCAUGGAUAUUAGUAUUUAUUAUAGCCAUUACAUUGACUUUUUGGCUUUUAUCAUUUAUAGAUUUAAUCCAAUACUAUUCUAGUAUGAAUUUUCCUUAAGAAAAAUACUUCCAAACAUACCGAAAAUCGACUUUAUUAAGAAGAAUAAUGUCUCGUAUAAUGUGGUGUAUAGUUUUAUUAGCUUCCUAUACAGCUUUAGUGUAUUUUUCUCUAGUAGCAAUAUGGCUUAUGUUAGGUGCAAUUAUAAACCCAGACGCUUUUCUACCUUAUGCAACUUCUGCGGCUACUUUCGUGACUAUAAUAUCUAAGAAAUUAAAAGAUUUUAAAGAUUUAAGUGAAAAUGGAUUCAAGAAAUUAGAAGAAUACCUCACAUCUAUGGCUUAAAAUUAAUUCUAAGAUAUCAUUAAAAAAAUGAAUAUUUAAGAAAAAAUUGCAGAUGCAAUACCAACUGAUGAUAUAAGAAAUAUAGCAAAAUAAGCCUCUGAUUUAGGCCUUAUAGAUCCUAAAGUAUGCGAAGAUUUAAAUAAUAAUAUAGAAACUAUGAUUCGAGAUCCAAGUGCUGUUACUAAUUUGGGAAAUCAAAUUAUUAAAAUAGCAGAAGAUCCAUCUGCUUUUGCAUAAUAAAUUGUUACAUAAUUACAAGAAAAGGCUAAAAAUAUAUUAUUCGAAUAAGUAAGUUUUAUAUGUCCUUAAUUAAAAAAUGAAAUUUCAGGUAUUCUUUGGUGUUUUAUUAAUGAAGAUAAACGAGAAUUGAAAAAUGCUAUAUCAUUAUUAAUUAAUGCUUUAGUGAAUUAAUAUUAAAAUUAAAAUAAGAAAAAUUAACUAGGAAAAAUUAUGAAUUUAAAAGGUCCUAUACUAAAUUUUGUUUGGGAAUUGGCAUUCCCAGAAUAGACUAUUUAGGGUGGAUUAUUGACUUAAUAAAAAAUCGAGGAAAAUCUUCUUAAUAUUUUCUGUAUUGCUAUAGCUGACAUAAUAUCUUUAUGGAAAAACGACAAUAAUAUUUCCUAAUAAAUCAAAAACUAAUAAAAUAUAUAAAAAGGAAAAAAUAUAAAAGCACUUAAAAAUAUUCAAUAAUAACUAUAAAAAGACAAAAAAAAAUCCGGAGCAGGAGAAUAACUAGAUCUAGAUAUUUAAGAAAAUGAAUAAGAAAUAGAACUUUUAUCUUCUGAAUAAGCUAUAAUUUAAGCUAAUAAAAACAUUAUUUUAGGUAUUCUUAAAAUAUAUAAAGGAUUUAAAAAAGAUAUGAGAAAUAGUAAUAUUAGAAGAAUUCAUAAAACUGGCUUAAAAUGUUUAAAAAGUAAUCGGCUUUGAAAGUUUAAAAGAAAUAACCAAAUACUAAGAUAUAUUUAGGCUUGCAUAUAAUUUAUUUAAAGACCAAGAUUAAAUAUAAUAUAAAGACAUAAUGGAUUGUGUAAAAAAAUUUUUAAUAAAUUCCGGUUUUUAGUAAUAAACUUAAAAUUUAACUGGAAUAAUAGGAGUGGUUGAAGUAAUGGAUUUUGUAGAGGUAAUUUUAGACUCUUUCCGUUAAUAAGGGAAAAGUAUUUCAUCUUCUAGAAUAAAAGAAAUUAUUGAUCCUUUAAUAUAAGGAAUAGAAAUGAUUGGAGAGAAAAUAAAGAGUGGAAAAAAU